AGAGUGAGAUUGAAAGUAGGUGAAUUAAUCUACUCUUCAAUGAAAGCACAACUUAUAAAUCUGCUUCCCUACAAAUAAACCAAAUAUUAGUAUGUAUUGAACUAAAUCAUUAUGGUAUUAUUGUCUAGAUAAAAGAUUUAGUCAUUUUUAUCUAGGUAGCUAGUGUUUGCCUUGUUCAUGAUUUUUGUGGAGGAAAUUCAUGGUUCAAGGGAAAUUUGAAAAGGGGAAAUGCUGAUUGGAAAUGGGAUUGGGCUUCCACUUUUGGGAUUUGUAUCUUGUUUUAUAUUCAUUUACAUUGCAUAUACGGAUUUCAAAAUGGACUACAUAGAUGCAAAAGAUGAUGAUUUAAGUUUUGUUAGAACAAAUGGGACUCAGUUUAUGUUGGAUGAGAAAGCAUUUUAUGUGAACGGUUGGAAUUCUUAUUGGUUAAUGGAUCAAGCUGUUGAAGAACACAGUAGAGUGAGGGUUAGUUCAAUGUUAAAAAUUGGUGCAAAGAUGGGUUUAACAGUUUGUAGAACAUGGGCAUUUAAUGAUGGAGCUUAUAAUGCACUGCAAAUCUCCCCUGGUCAAUUCGACGAGCGCGUUUUCAAGGCACUGGAUUAUGUAAUUGCAGAAGCAAGAAUACACGGAAUUCGACUAAUUCUUAGCUUGGUUAAUGAUUUACAAGCAUUUGGAGGGAAAGCUCAGUAUGUAAAAUGGGCAUUACAAGAAGGUGUAGGCUUGAGUACUUCCAAUGAUGAGUUCUUCUCGGAUCCGUACAUUCGUAAGUACUUCAAGACUUACGCGAAGACUAUAUUGACAAGGAAGAACAGUUAUACUGGAAUUGAAUAUAAGAAUGAUCCCACAAUCUUUGCAUGGGAAUUGAUAAAUGAACCGCGGUGUACGUCUGAUCCUUCUGGUGACACUCUCCAAGAUUGGAUUAAAGAAAUGGCGGCAUUUGUGAAAUCAAUAGACAGGAAUCAUUUGGUGACAGUGGGUCUUGAAGGAUUCUAUGGUCCAGCAGAAAGCACAACAAAAUUGAGUGUUAACCCGGGAAAUUGGGCAAGCAAGUCUGGUUCUGAUUUUCUUCGAAAUUCCAAGAUAUCUAACAUUGAUUUCACCUCUGUUCAUAUAUAUCCUGAUCAUUGGUUCAAGGAUCAAACACGAGAAGAAAAACUAAAAUACGUCGAGAAAUGGGUAGUUUCUCACAUUGACGACGGUGACAGAAUCCUGAAGAAGCCUGUACUGUUUACUGAAUUUGGACUAUCAGACAAGAACAUAAAUUUUGAACAUUCUCACAGAGACACAUUUUACAAAAUGAUUUACGAUAUUGUUUAUAAAUCUGCCACGAACAAUGGAGCCGGGGCAGGGACAUUAGUUUGGCAGUUGUUGGUUGAAGGCAUGAAUGAAUACAAUGAUGAUUUCGGGAUCAUUCCGGGUAACACUUCAACCAUCUAUAGAGUCAUAACUCAACAGUCAUGCAAACUAGCAACAAUUCACAAGGCACAUUUUCAAUCAAAGAAGAUUUAUGAAGAACUUUGCUUUUAAGUAAAGAUUUAUAUUAUUGUUGAAAAGAGAUUAGUGUUGCCUCAGUUGAGUUACUUCUCAUUGCCAAUUAAUGUCAAGUAUAUGAUUGAGGUGUUAGAUUUUUGCUAUUAUUCGCUAUCUAGCUAGGUAAAUUACGCGUAAAGUGACAUGAAAAGUAUGUGCACGGCAAAGAUCCUCCUGGGGAAAAAAUGUACUCUUAAACCCAUAUGAUAAGCACAUUUAACAA
Messenger RNA from Papaver somniferum (opium poppy), 1753 nucleotides. RefSeq names its product mannan endo-1,4-beta-mannosidase 2-like. Lineage: Eukaryota; Viridiplantae; Streptophyta; Magnoliopsida; Ranunculales; Papaveraceae. The transcript has 5 exons. Gene Ontology annotation, molecular function: hydrolase activity, hydrolyzing O-glycosyl compounds. Bases 229 to 1527 code for a protein of 432 amino acids. The record is from RefSeq and is a predicted model, not a curated record.